Messenger RNA from Bacillus rossius redtenbacheri, 1722 nucleotides. RefSeq lists its product as uncharacterized. NCBI's taxonomy places the organism in Eukaryota, Metazoa, Arthropoda, Insecta, Phasmatodea, Bacillidae. The coding region runs from base 155 to 949 and encodes 264 amino acids. The record is from RefSeq and is a predicted model, not a curated record. The transcript has 3 exons.
GUUACAGUCACGCAGGCAACGGGGUUAACAGUAAUGUUGUGAUAUUUAUUUUAUAUAUGGCGUGUUGGUAAUCUUUCAAAUUUCAUAGAUUUUUUCCAAGAAUAACAUUAAUGGUAACUUUCACCUCAGCAUUGUCAGCAAGAAGCAUCCCAGAAUGGAGGAAAGGAAGGAACGUCCACUGAGGACUGGCGAGGGCAUGUCGUACCCCGCGCGGAGGCGGGGUUCACGCUGCCAGCAGUUGCCCGAGCGCCAGCUGGGAUUACGCGGGCUCCAGGACCGCAACGAGGCGCUCAGCUGGCUGCCGAAGCCGCAGCUCAGCCAGGGUGUGUCGUACCCGGCGCGGAAGCGGGGUUCACUCUGCCUGCAGUCGCCCGAGCGCCAGCUGGGAUCAUGUGGGCUCGAGGACCGCGACGAGGUGCUCAGCUGGCUGCCGGAGCCGCAGUUCAGCCGCAGCAUGGUGGCCGCCAAGCCGGAGAGGCGCGAGAGGAAGGCACACAGAGACAAGCCGGCCAGGAUGUCCGUCAUCAAGGCCUUCGACAAGGCCGUGCUCGAAGAACUGAAGCUGCGCGACCUGGAGACGGACAACAUGCUGAACAUCACUGGCUGCACGCAGACGGCCGGCUGCUACCCGAUGGAGGAAUCCUUGGGCACGGCCAUCAAGAGCAGCUUGAGUCUGAACUUGGCCCCCCACACUACGCCAGUGAGAGAUACCCAGCUCCAUGAAGCAGUCGACAACCUCGUCAAGGCGGAGUUGCUGUGCAAAUACCACGCGGCCUUCCAGGCAGCCCAGGCGGCGGCCGAGAGUGCGCCCCUCGACCAGGCUGAGGAGGCGGCUGUCACACGUGCCAAGGAGUUCACCGUGGAGUUCGUGCCGGCCAUUAAGGAGCCCGUGGUUAGCGAGCAGCCUGUCAAGCUGCUUGGCUACAUAGGCUACACCCGUGCGGACUAGGACACACCUGCUCGCCCUACUUGAAUACAUAGGCUACACCUGCUCCUUCUACUCGGCUACAUAGGCUACACCUGUUCCUUCUACUAGGUUACUUAGGGUUCACCUGCUCCUACUUGGCUACAUAGGCUACACCUGCUCCUUCUACUCGGCUACAUAGGCUACACCUGUUCCUUCUACUAGGUUACUUAGGCUUCACCUGCUCCUUCUACUAGGUUACUUAGGCUUCACCUGAUCCCUCUACUUGGCUACAUAGACUACACCUGUGUGGACAAGGACACACCUGCUCCCCCUACUUGGCUACAUAGGCUACACCUGCUCCUUCUACUUGGCUUCAUAGGCUACACCUGCUCCUUCUACUCGGCUACAUAGGCUACACCUGUUCCUUCUACUAGGUUACUUAGGCUUCACCUGCUCCUUCUACUUGGCUACAUAGGCUUCACCUGCUCCUUCUACUUGGUUACUUAGGCUUCAUCUGCUCCUUCUACUAGGUUACUUAGGCUUCACCUGCUCCCUCUACUCGGCUUUAUAGACUACACGUGCAUGAACUUGCAUACACCUGCUUUCUUUACUCGGCUACAUUAGCUAAACGCGCGUGGACUAGGAUACACCUGCUCCCUCUACUCAAACAGCCCUCUGUCUCCGGAAUUACAAACUACUUCAGAUAAUAUCGUUUAAAGUUGAUCACAAAUGAAAAAAAAAAAAUUAAGACAUACAAUAACAUUGUUUAUUACUAUUUACUAAUCUGAUUGAAUAAAAAUUUAUUUUAAACAGGC